AUGGAAUUCAAGUCGUAUUUUGCAGAGUGCAAAAGGGUUAAAAGAGUCAUUGGUGGAACGGAGGUACCUUGUGGUACUCAUAAGCAGAUUGUAUCUCUACGAAAUUCAAACACUUCUACGCAUUUAUGUGGCGCUACCAUCUUGUCUUUACGCGUUGCUAUAACAGCAGCGCAUUGCGUAAAAAAGUUCACUCCAGAAAUUUAUGCAUUGCAUCUAAAUAACUAUUGUACAAGUGAAGAUGAGACGAAGCCUCUAGUUCGCGUCCUGGAGAUUUUUAUACAUCCCAAUUAUGACGAAUAUUCUAGUGCACAUGACAUUGCAAUGUUGCGAUUGUUGCUUGAAGUCGGUGACAUAAUGUGGCUUAACAAUAUAGUGUUACCCAACUCUUCGUUCGGAAUAUCAGGAAAAUGUACAAUUUACGGUUACGGUGUAAAAGAUACUACGACAAAAGAAACAUCAGACAUAUUGGCUGCCGCAGAACUACAACUUGUAUCGCUCGACGAGUGUACACGUUUAUUAGGACAAUACGUUGCUCCCGAUUAUAACAGUGGAAUGAUAUGCGCUUUAGGCGAAAAUGUUGACGCUUGCCAGGGGGAUUCAGGAGGGCCGUUAGUAUGUGCAGGGAAAAUUGAAGGAGUGUGCAGCUACGGACUUAGCUGCGGCAUACGGGGAAUACCCGGUGUAUACGUCAGCAUUGGCGCCCACUUGAACUGGAUUAGGAGUAUUAUGAAAGAUAUCGAUGUAUCAGGAAAUAGUUCGACACGUCAAAUAUCAAUGUCCCUUUGUUCUUUUAAUAAUACAUACACA
Brenthis ino (lesser marbled fritillary) is the source of this 807-nucleotide messenger RNA. NCBI's taxonomy places the organism in Eukaryota, Metazoa, Arthropoda, Insecta, Lepidoptera, Nymphalidae. The record is from the annotation of a GenBank genome assembly.